GUCGGAGAUCCAAUUCCAGGCGCCGCCGAUCCAUUCAUCCAUUCAUCGCUCGCUCGCUCGCUUGCUCGCCCCCAAUCGAUUGAUCGGUGGGCGGCAUUUUGGGGGUGAAUGCCCCGGUAGGGCUUGGCAAUGGCGCCCAGGAAGGGUGUGGCGGGGGCGGCGGCGGGGAAGCAGCAAGAUCAAGGGGCGCAUUUCCGUGGCGUGAGGAAGCGGCCAUGGGGCCGGUACGCGGCGGAGAUCAGAGAUCCAUGGAAGAAGGUGAGGGUAUGGUUGGGGACGUUCGAUACUGCGGAGGAGGCGGCGCGGGCCUACGACAAUGCGGCCCGGGCAUUGCGAGGCACAAAGGCCAAGACCAAUUUCUCGACCAUGUCGCCAUCGCUCUACCCUGGCGGCGCUGGUGGCGGUGGCGGCGGCGGUGGCGGUGCUGGCAUGGGCGGCGGCGAUGAUCGCCAGAGUACCAGCCACAGCAGCACGGUGGAAUCUUACAACACGCCCACGCCAGUCGUCAGGAAGAACAAGGCGGCGGCAGUGGCGGCGGCGGCGGCGGCGGCGGUGGACACCAUGACAAUGACGAUUAACAACACGAGCAAUUGCUACACGAGUAGCUGCGGGAAUCAUCGGGCAGGGAUGGUGGAGAAUGGCGAUUUCACCAAGAACGUCAUCGCCAGCACCGUCAAGAACAGCAACAAGAGGGUGAGGAGGGUGCUGGAUUGGAUGCCCGUCACCGCCACCACCGCCGCCGCCGCCCCGCCGCUAGGCCCCCAGCACAGCGAUUGCGAUUCUUCUUCGUCGGUGGUGGACGAGGCUGAUACGAGCUCUUCUCCACGCCAGGAUCAGCAGCUCCACCACCACCAAUCUCUCUCGCUUUCCUCGUCCCGAGCUCACGGUACGCUCUUUCCUCCUCUCCUCCUCUUAGAUCUCAAUCUUCCUCCGCCUCCAGAGGCGGUGCUGGAGUGACUGAUCUGGAUUGAUUGAGAGAUUUGAGAGAAAAGAGAGAGAGAUAGCUCCUAUUUGUUUGUACAUUCUUUGUUCCUUUUUUUUUUCUUGCUGGGCAACCGCCAUAGAUCUUCCAGCCAGCCAGCCACACACUCAA
This is a messenger RNA of Selaginella moellendorffii, 1093 nucleotides long. Its product is annotated as ethylene-responsive transcription factor 3-like. Bases 130 to 957 code for a protein of 275 amino acids. The transcript has a single exon. Gene Ontology annotation, molecular function: DNA binding; DNA-binding transcription factor activity. The record is from RefSeq and is a predicted model, not a curated record. Gene Ontology annotation, biological process: regulation of DNA-templated transcription. Lineage: Eukaryota; Viridiplantae; Streptophyta; Lycopodiopsida; Selaginellales; Selaginellaceae.